Messenger RNA from Aspergillus welwitschiae, 2134 nucleotides. RefSeq names its product putative C2H2 finger domain protein. The transcript is spliced from 3 exons. Lineage: Eukaryota; Fungi; Ascomycota; Eurotiomycetes; Eurotiales; Aspergillaceae. The record is from RefSeq and is a predicted model, not a curated record. The coding region runs from base 153 to 1547 and encodes 464 amino acids.
UUUUUUUUUUUAUUCUUCCUCUCCAGCUUCAACCUCUCCACCAUCUGGCUGUCUAUCAGCACCAACACUCCGCAUCGAUUACUCCUUCUCCAUCGCUCGCCACAAAAAGGGCAUUCAUCGGAUUGUAGGCCUGAGAGUCCACGUACUCAAAGAUGGCCUCAUUCAAGGAAUUGUCCCUUUCCCGUCCGCUCCCCCAACAUAACCCCCGCCACCAUUCCCACUCCAUCUCCCUCGGUGCCGUGAACUCCAAUUUCCGGGUGACUCGCCGCAAGAGCGUUACUACUGCUGCCGCCGCAAAUGCUGCCGCCGCGGCGGUCGCGGCGUCUAUGAAAGAGGCUCCUGGCGAUGGGACGGGGAUUACGAUGCCCUCCCAUCGGCGCGGGAGCCGGAAGGGCUUAGAGUCCAGCUCGGUCGGAGCCCCCUCCGGUUUCGGCUCUUAUCUUUCACGAAGCAUGAACAGUCCCAGCCAAGAACCGCCGGUCGCUCGCAAGACGUCACCCAACCAGGCCAACGAUGGAUCGUCAACGGGCCCAACAAAUGCAGAUGCCAAUAACCCGAAUUCCAAGCCGGUCAGCACUAAGAACCGAAACAGACGGGCCAGCGAAGGAUCGCACCUGGUCAAAGGCGAAGGGAAGCGUGCCAUGGCAGAACUUCGCUGCGAUCGUUGCGGGAAAGGGUAUAAGCAUGGCAGCUGCUUGUCCAAGCAUAUGUGGGAACACGACCCUGCAUGGGCAAUUACCUCGAAGCUUUUGAUCUCCAAACAUCAGCAGGUCCAGUUGCUGGAGGCUGCCUCCGUUCUGGUCACCAUGACUCAGGAUGAUCCGGAGGAGAACGGAGAGGCCGAGUCAGAUCUUUCUUCCGCGUCACCAGAUGCGUCGUCGGAGCUUCGGGACGGCCUCAGCUCAGCUGAGACGACCCCGCCUCCGAUGGACGAAGAUGAUGACGAUGACGACGAAGAUAUGUCUAUCGAACCGGCGACGAUGGACAAGCGGUACAGCGCUGGCAACCUGUCAGCCCACUUCUCCCAUUCCUACCAGUCCGGUCCCUCGAGCUCCUUCACCAGCAGUGCCCCAUGGGCGUCACCAGCGUUUUCGCACUUCCGCCAUUCCAGCAUCGACACCCGCCCCUCCACCGCCGAAGCCAAGCUGCACGAAGACGAUGAGGCCGACUUGGCGGCUGCCAUCGGACUUUGCAACUUUGGAACCCCGCGCAUGGGGCCACAGCAAAUGUCUCCGAGCGUGCCACCGGUGCCUCCACUCCCUACCCGCUACUUGGAUCAAGCCAGCUCCGUCGAUAAUCAGGGCCGUAGCCUGGACCAAUCGAGAACAGGUGCUACCGAUGCGGCUUUCUCCGGCACCACACCGAACUUCCUCUCGCUGUCAUUUAACCCCUCCUUGUCUUAUAAGGUGUCCGACGAGCGAGAAGUGAGAACCGGCAAUGCUGACCGUGCCAAGCGGCAGCACCGCAACGCGGACGUCGACUUCGGAAGCCGGCCUACACAGGCCGAUGAUGAUGACGAUGGCGUCUUCGGCCGAAUGGAAGAGUAGAACGACGACUGACGUCCGUCUAGACUUCCUCCUUCCCACCCUCCGGAUUUUCAUUUUCAUUCUGGUCAGCCUUGGAUCGCUGGCCAGACCGCUGUAUUGCAGCCAUCACUUGAUGACAUGUACGAGCUUUGCGCGACUUCUGUAAAUGCCGGUUAUUCUUUUUGACUAGUUGCGUUGAAACUGGAGUUGGAACACCCCCUUUUGCAUGUAUGCCACUUUACCCCAGGAUUUGUAUACCUCGGCCAGGUUUCCCGAACAAGGUCCGCCGACCCACCCACACUCACAAUGUCCGUUUAUACCAAUUUCAUUUGUCGUUUGGAUUUUUUUGUACCUAUUAAGUCGCUGCAUCCUCGUACCAGACGUCAAGGUGUUUUUGCGUAUGAUUUCUUGGUCCCUUCACUUUUUCUUUUUCUUUUUUACUCCUAUACUAUAUCUCGGUUAUCCAAACCGAACGUCAUGAUCUUGCAUUAUCCAUUUUUUAGGAUCCGGCUGAGGGUGCCGUGAAGGAGGGAAGUUCAUCUUCUACAUUCGACUUACGAAUCAAUCAUAAAUCAAUACAAUAUAUGAAUAAAUAAAUACAUUCUUAC